Tinamus guttatus (white-throated tinamou) is the source of this 1623-nucleotide messenger RNA. The record is from RefSeq and is a predicted model, not a curated record. NCBI's taxonomy places the organism in Eukaryota, Metazoa, Chordata, Aves, Tinamiformes, Tinamidae.
AUGAAGAACCAAGGCGGGGAGCCCAAGGCGGCCCCGCGCGGCGCGGGCUCGGCCCCGAUGAGCAGCGGCAGCAGCCCGGGGCUGGAGGAGGGCGACUCGUCCGAGGCCACGGCAGCGCUCGCAGCUCCUCUCCCCCAGGAGGACGGCAAGUCCUCCCGGCCGGCCGUGCGUGACGUCUCGGAGGAGCUCAGCAGGCAGCUCGAGGACAUCUUGAACACGUACUGCGUGGACAGCAGCCAGGAGGGGCCGGGCGAGGACGGCGGGCAGAGCGAGCCCGCCGAGCCCGAGGAGGCGGAGAAGAGUCGCAGCGAGUCGCCCCGCAACGGCGAGCCGGACGCGGGCGGCCCCGAGAUGAACGGGGAGAAGGAGAGCUCCAAAGGGACCGAGGAGUACGGGGAGCGGGAUCAGAAGAGAGCCCAGGAGAAGAGGAAAGCCAAGGGCCUUGGCAAAGAAAUCACUUUGCUGAUGCAGACGCUGAACACCCUGAGCACGCCAGAGGAGAAGCUGGCGGCGCUGUGCAAGAAAUACGCUGAGCUGCUGGAAGAGCACCGGAACUCCCAGAAACAGAUGAAGAUCCUGCAGAAGAAGCAGACGCAGCUGGUGCAGGAGAAGGACCACCUGCAGAGCGAGCACAGCAAGGCCAUCCUGGCGCGCAGCAAGCUGGAGAGCCUGUGCCGGGAGCUCCAGAGACACAACCGCACCCUCAAGGAAGAAGGUGUCCAGCGCGCGCGGGAGGAAGAGGAGAAGCGGAAGGAGGUGACAUCCCACUUCCAGGUGACCCUCAAUGACAUCCAGCUCCAGAUGGAGCAGCACAACGAGAGGAACUCCAAGCUGCGCCAGGAGAACAUGGAGCUGGCGGAGCGGCUCAAGAAGCUCAUUGAGCAGUACGAGCUGCGUGAGGAGCACAUCGACAAGGUGUUCAAACACAAGGACCUGCAGCAGCAGCUGGUGGACGCCAAGCUCCAGCAAGCCCAGGAAAUGCUGAAGGAGGCAGAAGAGAGGCACCAGCGGGAGAAGGACUUUCUGCUGAAGGAAGCCGUGGAGUCGCAGAGGAUGUGUGAGCUGAUGAAGCAGCAGGAGACCCACCUCAAGCAGCAGCUGGCGCUCUACACGGAGAAGUUUGAAGAGUUCCAGAACACCCUUUCCAAGAGCAGCGAAGUGUUCACGACGUUCAAACAGGAGAUGGAGAAGAUGACUAAGAAAAUCAAGAAGUUGGAGAAAGAGACCACCAUGUACCGCUCUCGUUGGGAGAGCAGCAACAAGGCUCUCUUGGAGAUGGCUGAAGAGAAAACCCUUCGGGAUAAGGAAUUAGAGGGACUUCAGGUGAAAAUCCAGCGCCUGGAGAAGCUGUGCCGAGCCCUCCAGAGCGAGCGCAACGACCUCAACAAGAAGGUGCAGGACCUGUGCGCCCACGCGCCGCGGGCGGACGCGGAGCUCUCGGAAGCCUCCAAGGACCCAUCCCGGGACAGCUCGGAGGCGGCGGCGGAGCAGCGCCCGGCGCAUGACUGCCCGCACUCGGGAAAGCCGGCGCGGAGCACGGAGCCCACGGAGAGCCCGGGAGAACUGAGCCCAGGAGCCCUGGGGCAGAGGGGCCCCGAGGAGCGCGCCCAGGGCGCGGACUGA